Molecule: messenger RNA, 6757 nt
Organism: Cavia porcellus (domestic guinea pig)
Lineage: Eukaryota; Metazoa; Chordata; Mammalia; Rodentia; Caviidae
Gene: Zbtb41
Product: zinc finger and BTB domain containing 41
Exons: 11
Coding region: 247-2976 (909 amino acids)
Biological process (GO): regulation of transcription by RNA polymerase II
Cellular component (GO): nucleus
Molecular function (GO): DNA-binding transcription factor activity, RNA polymerase II-specific; sequence-specific DNA binding; protein binding
Source: RefSeq, a predicted model, not a curated record
UGGGAGGGGAAGGAGCGGCGGGCGGGGGGUGAGGUGGGGGGCUGAACCCGGAAGUGGGUCGGCGCUGGAGAGAGCGCGCCCAGAGUGGAGCUCAGCGGCAGGGAGCCAGCGGGGGAGCCAUGGGUUCCCGACCAUGAAACCCUCGGACACGCCCCUCCAGAAGCUGUUGUCCAAGACAAUCUAGUUUUCCUUUAUAAAUCUCAGAAAUCCUUAUGAAGUUUCUUGUUCUGAAAUUGCUGUAUUGCAAUGAAGAAAAGGAGAAAGGUUACUUCAAAUCUUGACGAGAAGAUCCAUCUAGGCUACCGUAAAGAUUCUUCAGGAGGAAAUGUUGCAGUGGAGUGUGACCAAGUGACCUGUACUCUUUCUUCAGAAAGACCAACUGCUGAAGCUCUCCACUGUUACCAGGAACUUCCUCCCUCUCCAGAUCAGAGGAAACUUUUGAGUUCUUUGCAAUAUAAUAAGAAUUUGCUAAAGUAUUUAAAUGAUGAUAGGCAGAAGCAACCAUCAUUCUGUGACUUACUUAUCGUAGUAGAAGGAAAAGAAUUUAGUGCACAUAAAGUAGUCGUUGCUGUUGGCAGUAGCUAUUUUCAUGCAUGUUUAAGUAAAAAUCCAAGCACUGAUGUUGUCACCCUGGAUCACGUAACACAUUCAGUUUUUCAGCAUUUGCUUGAAUUUCUUUACACAUCAGAAUUUUUUGUGUACAAAUAUGAGAUACCUCUCGUUUUAGAGGCUGCAAAAUUUUUGGACAUUAUAGAUGCAGUAAAGCUACUAAAUAAUGAAAAUGUGGCCACUUUUCAGUCAGAGCUAACUGAAAAGUCAUCACCAGAAGAAACACUAAAUGAAUUAACUGGAAGACUAUCAAAUAAUCAUCAGUGUAAAUUCUGUAGCAGACAUUUUUGUUAUAAAAAGUCUUUAGAGAAUCAUUUGGCUAAAACUCAUAGGCCCCUUUUAUUAGGGAAAAAACAUGGGUUAAAAAUGCUGGAGAGAAGUUUUUCAGCAAGAAGAUCAAAAAGGAAUCGGAAGUGCCCUGUUAAGUUCGAUGACACCAGUGAUGAUGAACAAGAAAGUGGUGAUGGGUCAGACAAUUUGAAUCAAGAAAGUUUUGAUAAGGAAAAAUCGGAUAGAAAUGAUUCUGAGGAUCCUGGAAGUGAAUAUAAUGCCGAAGAAGAUGAGCUAGAAGAGGAAAUGUCGGAUGAAUAUUCUGACAUUGAAGAACAAAGUGAAAAAGAUAAUGAUGCAGAAGAAGAACCUGAAGCUGGUGAUUCUGUAGGAAAUAUUCAUGAAGGGUUAACUCCAGUAGUCAUUCAAAACAGUAACAAAAAAAUAUUGCAGUGUCCUAAAUGUGAUAAAACAUUUGACCGAAUAGGAAAAUACGAAAGCCACACCCGUGUGCACACAGGUGAGAAGCCCUUUGAGUGUGAUAUUUGUCAUCAGCGCUACUCAACAAAGUCUAACCUAACUGUUCACAGAAAGAAGCACAGCAGUGAAACAGAAUUUCAUAAGAAGGAGCACAAGUGCCCUUACUGUAAUAAACUUCAUGCAAGCAAGAAGACUUUAGCCAAGCAUGUAAAGAGAUUUCAUCCUGAAAAUACACAAGAAUUUAUUUCCAUUAAGAAGACUAAGAGUGAAAGUUGGAAAUGUGAUAUUUGUAAGAAAUCUUUUACUCGAAGACCACACUUGGAGGAACAUAUGAUUCUGCAUUCUCAGGAUAAACCUUUUAAAUGUACCUAUUGUGAAGAACAUUUCAAAUCACGGUUUGCACGGUUAAAGCAUCAGGAAAAGUUCCAUCUGGGUCCUUUUCCAUGUGAUAUAUGUGGUAGGCAGUUCAACGACACUGGAAAUUUGAAACGCCAUAUAGAAUGCACUCAUGGUGGGAAGAGAAAAUGGACUUGCUUUAUUUGUGGGAAAUCAGUACGAGAAAGAACUACUUUAAAAGAACAUUUGAGAAUCCACAGUGGAGAAAAGCCUCAUCUUUGUAGUAUUUGUGGGCAGAGUUUUCGGCAUGGAAGUUCAUACAGACUUCACUUACGAGUACAUCAUGAUGAUAAAAGAUAUGAAUGUGAUGAAUGUGGGAAAACAUUUAUUCGUCAUGACCACCUUACUAAGCACAAAAAAAUACAUUCAGGUGAAAAGGCUCAUCAGUGUGAAGAAUGUGGGAAAUGUUUUGGUCGGAGGGAUCAUCUUACUGUUCAUUACAAAAGUGUGCACCUUGGAGAAAAAGUAUGGCAAAAAUAUAAAGCAACAUUUCAUCAAUGUGAUGUUUGUAAGAAGAUUUUUAAGGGAAAAUCAAGUCUAGAAAUGCAUUUUCGGACACAUUCAGGUGAAAAACCAUACAAGUGUCAAAUUUGCAAUCAGUCUUUUAGAAUUAAGAAAACUUUAACAAAACACCUAGUUAUUCAUUCUGAUGCCCGACCUUUCAACUGUCAGCACUGUAAUGCAACAUUUAAGCGGAAAGACAAGCUAAAAUACCAUAUUGACCAUGUUCAUGGAAUUAAGUCUCCUGAUGAUCCUCUCAGUACUUCUGAGGAGAAACUUGUAUCUUUGCCAGUGGAAUACUCAUCGGAUGAUAAAAUCUUUCAGACAGAAACAAAACAAUAUAUGGAACAGCCCAAACUUUAUCAAUCAGAAGCCAAGACUAUAUUACAGAAUGUGUCUGCUGAAGUAUGUGUUCCAGUAACACUGGUUCCAGUUCAGAUGCCCGACACUCCGAGUGAUCUAGUUCAACAUACUACAACACUUCCACCAUCCUCUCAUGAGAUCUUAUCCACACAGCCACAAUCCACUGAUUAUCCACGUGCAGCUGACUUAGCUUUUCUGGAAAAAUAUACCCUUACUCCUCAACCUGCAAAUAUAGUUCAUCCAGUCCGACCUGAACAAAUGCUAGAUCCUAGAGAUCAGUCUUACCUUGGAACAUUACUGGGCCUUGAUAACACUACUGCGGUUCAAAAUAUUUCUGCUAAUGAACAUCAUCCAUGAGGAAACAUUCCAUAAACUUUUUGAUGGUUAUGUGCUAAUGGUAGCCAAAAGCUGGUAGCUUCUAAAUUAAGAAGGCUGCUAUUUUUUUUUUAAUUUUCUCUAGUUUCUCAAGUCCUCAGAACAAUUUCAAAUCAAGAAAACGGUUAACUGAGCAUAUGAAUAUUUAGACAUACUUUGGCUUAAUAUUGAAAUGUUUUUGUGACUUUUAAAAUUAGUGCUAAUUUUUAAUGAUUCUUAAACUUUUCAGAAUUAUUAGCUGCUGACAUUGGGGUUUUUUUGUAAUCAUAAGUGGAAAUGUUUAUUCUUUAGUCUCCCUUUUCUCUUUACCAUCUUACAAAUAAGUUUAAGGAUUAUGUAGCCAUUAAGAAGGAAUGUGAGAAUAUACUGGUAAUUCCAACUAUUCUGUAUCCUAAUCUAAGAUGUAUUUUUAUUUCAUCCAUAUUUUUAAAAUCGAAAUCAGAAAUUUGAAGGUAUAAGAAAAUUUGGGGUAUUUCUGUGUUGUCUUGACAUCUCUUCUUUGGGUUUCAGACAAACUCAGAGCUAGAAAGCUAAGAGGCAAGAUUAGCAUGUUAAAAAAAAUUUCGGAUUGAAAUGAUAAUCCAGAUAAUUUAAGUUUGCUUAUAUGUCAAUCAUUAUGAACAAAAAGUGGCAAACGUAGGUUUAGACAUUUAAUUAUACAAGUUGAAAAUGUGUUGAAAGAAAAAUAUCUCACCUUUAACUAGAUGUCUUCAAGGUAAGUUCACUUUUUGUACUUAGCAUUUAUUUCAGAAACAUUAACAAUAUAUCACAGCUUGUAUCUUCAUCUCAUUAAGAGGCAGUUAUAAAUAAUGCCAUUUAUUUUAACAUGCUACUUUGGAUUGUAUUUAAUUUGUCUAAUUGAAACUGGUAAACAGAACCUACAUAUUUUAUGUAUAAUUGUUAGAAAGUGCCAAACUGAUUGUGAAAUUUGCACCUAGUUUAACCUAAUAUUGUUUAAUUGAAUGGAACUUCUACUACUUGUGUACAGAUUUACAUCCAAUCCAGAUCUUUAUUUUUGCUUUCAUAUAAGCCUAAUAUCUAUAAUUAUCCUUGAUUCUUAUUUUUGUACGAGACAAAGUCAAGGACUUGUUGAAAGGAAAUAGCAGUUGCAGCAAAACCUCACUGAUUAAAUUCAAUUAAGGAAAGGUUAGAAUUAUAAGAUUUUAAAGAUGUGCACUUUCCAUAUUUUCAAAUCAGUCUGAACUUAAACUAAAUUAUGUUUCUUAUUAGGGUGCUUAAAGAAUAGUCUAGGCAGGAUUGAUUUACUAUUAACAUGCUAUUUGUAUAUAAAGGAUUAGACAAUACCAGUUUUAAAAGUUCUCUAUUUGUUUUGUUUACACUUCCAAUUGCUUUAAGCACUUUUUUGUGUGUAAACUAUAAAGUCUGGCCUGGCCCUUGUGAAAAAAAUCACAAAUAAAAUAAUGAACGUUCAGUGAGUAAAAUUUAACCAGUUAGUAAUAGAGGAAACUGUUAAAGCACUUAAGAAAUGAAGGUACUUUAUAGGAACAUUUGCCAUAUUAAUGAUGAUAAAAGAAAAAAUGUUGAGAAUUGAGGCAGUUAACCAAAGUAGUUAAUAUAAAUAAUAAGACCAACCUGUGUUUUGCCUUAUUUACCAGGGUUUGGUUGUAAUUAUCUUAGGAGCAGUAGGCAUAAUUGCUAGUAGUUCUUUUUUAAAGCAUUCUUACAUUGUGUGGAAAUGUAAUAUCUGGGGUACUUACAUGAAUGAGCUUGAUUAUAUGAGGUACUAUUAGUUUCUUAGUCCCUAAAAUUGAUUGCAAAUAAUACAUCUUUAUGAUUUUUAUCAUAAAGACUGACAAGAUUUUAAUUAAAAAUCAUACUGUAGUGAAAUAAGUCAUACCUAAAAAUAUUCUCAACUUAUUCUUAUGUAUAAGCUAAUACGGAAAAAUUUGGACAUACAAAAAGGCAAAUGUUAUAUAUGUAUGUGCGUGUAUUAUAAGGUAUAUUGUAUAUUUGGUGGCAAAAAAGGGAAUAUUGCAUUUUCACAUUGAAAAGAAUACUGUGCAUUUUGAAGGUAGUUUUUUAUGAUAUUUUAAUGCUUUUAAAUAUAUGAUUUAAUUGGUUUACAUAACACUUUUCUGGAACACAUCUCUUAUGUAAAGUGAAUACAUUUGUAUAAUUGUAGUUAGUUAUUUUGAGUAACUUAAACUUGAAUAGUGGUUUACUGUUUUCUAAAAUGCCUUCACAUGUUAUUUCAUUUGACCUUAUAACCACCUCUAAAAUAGAAAUACAUGACAUAUUCCUGCUUUAGAGAAAAGCAUCUGAUAUUAAGGUUAAAGGACCUAUUUAAGCUCAUGUAGUCAAAGCACAGAGCUAGUAGGGAAGGAAAGAAGCUACUAGGAAGUAAAGAAGAAAGAUAGCAUUGCUGAAUGCUUACCAUGUGCCAGGCACUGCAUUCUCUUAACUCCUAACCCAGUGUUGAAGGUAGGUAGUAUGCUUCUUAGGAAAAAAUGGGUAGGCAAAACAAGAAGAAUAAAAUUAAUCUGCUGCAUAAUUUCUAAAAGUAUAUGGCAUUUUUUUAGAUUGGGAAAACCUCAUGGAUUUGGGCAAACUGAAUGUAUAUAAGCUUUUGAAGUUGGCACAAAAACUGUAAAAUGAGGCCUAUGGUUUUUAGUUGAUCUUUCUGCAACUUUAAAACCCAUUUAUUUUGUGUAACUGUACUUAAAAUUUUUAAUCUCACAGUUAAGUUUAGCCUCAUUAGAAUUUUUUAUUUUAUGAGCAUAAUUUAUUGUUUUAAAUUAAUUUUUAGCAGAUAGAAAUUAGCACUUAAUCUGUAAAUUGAAUAAUUUAUCAAGUGCAGAAAUUUAUUAACCUAAUCAGUUUUGACUUAAAUGCACCAAAGAUUUUUAGUAGGUAUAAAUCAUUAAAAGAAUUUAAAUUCUUUGUUGUUUGAAUAAAUAUUUGUCCAAAGAAGCACAGUUGAAGUCCUAGGAUAAUGGAUUUUUUAAAAAUCAUUAGUUUGAAUACUAAGAUUAAGUAUUAAAUGUUUGUGUUUGUUUGUAUGUAUAAAAUAAGAGCAAAAGAAAAUACUCUGGGAAUAGACUGACAAACCAUUUAUAGUAAGAAUGCUGUUUUCCUCGAUUUAAUUGAAUGUUAUGGUUUUUAGUGAACACUAUUAAAUGUUAAACAAUAAGCUUAUUUUUCACACUACAUUAUCAAAAUAAUUUUUGCCUUAGGAUUUUUUUAGGUCAAGUUGAGGUUAUUUUUAUAAGAAACCUAACCUAUUUUUUACAGCCUAAAAUCCCAUUUAAGGUUAGAAUUUCUUCCUCAUGCCAGCAAGGUAAAACCAACAACUAUAAUGUAAUCUUUGCAUACUGUUAAGUAAUCUUGACAUGUAUUGUGGAGAAAAGAGGAGUAGCAAAAACAAAAAAGUUUUAAACUGGUGCUUUAGUAAAGCGAUAGUAGGUCAUGAAAUUAGUACCUUAAUAAUUUUCUGUCAACUUUAAAAAGUGUCAAAACAUCUUUGAUGAGUAAUUAUAAAGUGUUAGGGUUAAUAUGUAAUUAAAUAUCAUUUAUUGCCUUUAUUCUGCAGUGGCAAAAAAGCAAUGAAAUUGGUGUUUAUCAUGUUGAAUUUUCUUCCCACCAUAUCACUCCAAUGUUAUUGAUGAAAAGUCAGAUUUAGAGCUCUAGCUCUUUGACAGUGUCCUUUAAUGCCAUCUUUCUUUGUGCCUUUUCAAAGUGUUGUAGUUGGUUAGACUUGAAGUUAGAUUGUACUUGUUAAUAAAUGAUUUUGUUUUGUUCUUGG